This is a messenger RNA of Rhinocladiella mackenziei CBS 650.93, 831 nucleotides long. RefSeq lists its product as uncharacterized. The transcript is spliced from 3 exons. Bases 1 to 831 code for a protein of 276 amino acids. NCBI's taxonomy places the organism in Eukaryota, Fungi, Ascomycota, Eurotiomycetes, Chaetothyriales, Herpotrichiellaceae. The record is from RefSeq and is a predicted model, not a curated record. Gene Ontology annotation, molecular function: oxidoreductase activity, acting on paired donors, with incorporation or reduction of molecular oxygen; iron ion binding; monooxygenase activity.
AUGGGCCUAUUUCCAGGACUACAUCCAUGGUUCAUGCGCCUGACGAAGCUGCUGCGCUUGCCGAGCCCAACAGAAGGACUGGACAACUUUAUCACCGACCAGAUCACCCGGCACACGAGCGAAACAUCCCAGACUGAUGGCGCCGAGAGAGAUACGACCUUUCUAUCCAAGAUACUAACCUUACGGAACGAAGGCAAAGCCACGGACGCAGAAGUUCGACUCUGUGUGGAAAUGAACAUUGUCGCGGGCUCCGACACAACGGCCAUCAGCUUGAGCUCAAUCAUGUACACCAACACUCCCGUCUUGAAGCGCCUUCGCCAAGAGCUGGAUGAUCAAUCCAAACCUGGACGAUCGUCAGAUCCCGUAGCAUACCAAGAAGCUCAGGAGAUACCGUACCUGCAAGCUGUGAUUAAGGAGGCCCUGCGGCUGCACGGCGCCGUGGGCACGCAGUUGGCGCGUGUCGUACCCAAAGGCGGCGCCGUCAUCGAAGGACAGUAUUUUCCUAAAGGGGUCGAAGUAGGCGUCAACGGCUGGGCGCUUCAUUACAAGAAAGAGACGUUUGUCGAGGAUGUCCUGACAUUCCGGCCUGAGCGAUGGCUUGAUUGUGAGAAGACGAACAUCAGCUUGCCAGAAUCUUUGGCGUUCGGUCAAGGUGCUCGCUCUUGGAUCGGCAAAAACAUUAGCAUCCUGGAGAUGUCCAAAGCCAUUCCGCAAAUCGUUCAGAAUUUCGACACCGACCUCUCCGAGAGUACUCGGCAAUGGUUUACCAAGUGUCGAUGGUUCGUCAAACCAAAGUACAAUGCUCGAAUAAGGCACAGAGCAAGCUCAUAA